Medioppia subpectinata is the source of this 411-nucleotide messenger RNA. NCBI's taxonomy places the organism in Eukaryota, Metazoa, Arthropoda, Arachnida, Sarcoptiformes, Oppiidae. The record is from the annotation of a GenBank genome assembly.
AUGAAAUUUAUAAUGAAACUGAGCGCCGAUAUAUUCGUGAAGAAAAAUGGGGCCAAGAGUUUAAUGAAAAGACAGGGAAGUAUAUCAGCGAGAAGUACAGAACCGGUGGAACUGGUGUUGCAUUUAAAGCCAUUGUUAUCAUCGGACGAAUGGCUUGAAUCUUUAGGAUCAAAGGCCUAUAAAUUAAUGCCAAACCAACUUUCUAAAGAAUAUCAACAAAAAGCAUUAGUGAGAAAGAAGAGAAUUGAUGACCAGAAUGUGGGCGAAAGUCAACUCUCCCGAUGUCUAUCACUGUUUGACUUAACGUGUUUGGGAAUCGGUUCAACACUUGGUUUGGGUGUUUAUGUAUUAGCGGGCAAUGUAGCUAGUCGUAAUUCCGGGCCAGCCCUGCGGUCGCUUCUGUCUUCGCUG